AUGGUCAACGGGCAGCUGGCCGAGUCAGGCCAGUCGCUGGCCCUGACCCCCAGUCUACAGCAGGGGCUCACGGCCAUCACGACAAUGGCCUUUGUCUCCUUCUUCUCGUCGAGCGUCCUGUUCCUCUACCUCACCUACAAGCUGACCUGGCACUACGUGAAGAGGCCCCGCCCACGAGGCGAGGGCCACGUCGUCGCCAGUGAGCAGAACGGCAAGUCGUUCCAGCGGAGGGUCGACUUUGCGCUGGGCAUCGACACCAUCUUCACCGACGGGGAGGGGGACGCGCAGCAGACACGGGAGCGCAGCUCCGGGGACAAGGAUCGCAAGAGCAGCAGCAACGACGACGACGGCGACGCGGAGCGUCGGCAGUCCCUGCGGCGCAGGACGACCGCGGCCACCACCGCCGCCGCCCCCAAGCGGCAGCCGCCCAACCAGUUCCUCAUCCUCAUCUUCAACCUCCUCAUGGCCGACAUGCACCAGGGCGUGGCCUUUUUCCUCAACGCCGAGUGGCUCCGGUACGACGAGGUCCGCGUCGGCACGCCCACCUGCUUCACCCAGGGCCUCUUUGUCUCGACGGGCGACCUGGCCUCGAGCUGCUUCAUCACCCUCAUCGCCGUGCACACCUACCUCUCCGUCGUCCGGCGCUACAAGAUGCCGCACCGCCUGCUGUACAUUGUCAUCGCCGCGACCUGGCUCUUUGUCUACGCCAUCUCCGUCAUCCCCGUCCUCGCCACCGCCAACGGCGCCCACUACGGCGGCUUCUUUGUCCGCGCCGGCGCCUGGUGCUGGAUGAACAUUGCCUACUCCAACAUGCGCCUCCUCACCCACUACCUCUUCAUCUUCAUCGCCAUCGCCGUCACAUCGGGCCUCUACACCACAAUAUUCAUCCACAUCCGCCGCGAGGAGGCGCGCGCCCACGGCGCCGCCGUCACCGACCGCACCCGCACCGUCGAGCGCCCCUCGUCCCAGCUCAACCUCGCCCACAACCCGGCCUUCCUCAUCUACCCCGUCAUCUACGUCCUCUGCACCGCCCCGCUCGCCCUCGGCCGCAUCGCCAGCAUGGCCGGCGCCGACGUGCCCCUCGGCUACAUGUGCUUCGCCGGCGCCAUGAUUGCCUCCAACGGCAUGUUUGACUGCAUGCUCUUUGGCACCACCCGCAACGUCAUUGUCUUUGCCAGCAAGCACGACGUCGACAGCGCCGACACGGGCCUCGCCACUUUCCGCUUCAUGCAGGCCGCCCAGCAGCGCUCCUUUGGCAACAUGGUCUGGGUCCAGGGCGGAAAACCCCAUGGCGCCGGCGCCGGCGGGCAUGCCGAGGACAAGACCACCGGCGGCUGGUGGUCAUGGCAGCGUCUGGGGGGUGGCUCCGACACGGAGAGGACGGCGCGGGGCGACCGUCGACCGGCGGGCACGCGGAGCGUCAGUCAGGAGUCUCUUCGGGGCACCGCCGCCAUCCAGAUGGACACGGUCACGUCUGUCGUCGUCGAGAUGGAACACGGCAAGGAUCGGGAUCAGCGAUACCCAGACCCCUCGGGGAGUACGAGCCCCUCUGUCAACAGUACGGAAAAGGACUACGGGCGUAUAUAG
Molecule: messenger RNA, 1587 nt
Organism: Emericellopsis cladophorae
Lineage: Eukaryota; Fungi; Ascomycota; Sordariomycetes; Hypocreales; Bionectriaceae
Exons: 1
Coding region: 1-1587 (528 amino acids)
Biological process (GO): adenylate cyclase-activating G protein-coupled receptor signaling pathway
Cellular component (GO): plasma membrane
Molecular function (GO): G protein-coupled receptor activity
Source: RefSeq, a predicted model, not a curated record